This is a messenger RNA of Procambarus clarkii (red swamp crayfish), 3456 nucleotides long. RefSeq names its product endoplasmic reticulum membrane-associated RNA degradation protein. Lineage: Eukaryota; Metazoa; Arthropoda; Malacostraca; Decapoda; Cambaridae. The record is from RefSeq and is a predicted model, not a curated record.
UAGACGCAAAGAUUUUUCAUGAUACUAACCUUUUUAUUUACAUAUACAAGAGUUCUUACAUUCUUGUAAAGCCACUAUAAUACAUAGAGUUUCGGGCUGGUCCUUAAUUAAUCCUAAUUUCCCCUGGAAUACAACCUACCAAGUCGUUUAACAACCAGACUAAUGAGCCCUAAUACAUGGCAGCUGAUAUUUUUAUAAAUAUUCUGCAAUGAGCUUGGCAUGGAUCAGGAGUCAACAGAGUUUCCUCUCUCCAGAGGUAAAAACCCUGCUCCAGAAGGCAAUUCUUGUUAGCAAUGAUCAAGUGGAUUCUUCUGAUACUCAAUCAUGGCUCAACGAGGACUGUACAAUUGCUUUUGGGAAACUAGAAGAAGUUUUGUCAGAUAUAGUGGAGGAAUAUGAGAGUAAAGAAUGGUUUUCUGAAGCUGUUGUGAAGUUAGCUCCACUCUUCAGUCACUGCCAUAAUGUAAUAAGAAAGUUGACACUGGAUGAUUAUAGUACCAUCUUGCAUCCAUAUCUGCAAUGGACUCAUAAGGGUGCUGAAAUUUGUACUUGCCUGGAGGAGAUAUCCGAGGGAAGCUGCAGCAGCGAUCAUCUUGUUGGCCUCCUCACCAUCACCGCCAUUACUGAGAGAGCUUUAGGAAAUCUAGUUCUCAUGAAACGCGAACAAGUGCCAUUUUUACUCCGAGACCUUCUUGCUACACCAGAAUUGCUGACAUUAUUAGGAAACACAAGGAUCACUCUGUUGAAGAUUCUGCUUGGUUCUGUACUGGGCAUAAAUCUUCGCAACAUUGCAUGGCAUGGGUUCCUUAGCCCUUGUGAGGCAAAUCCAGCAUUUGUUGCUUCCAUCAUUAUUAUUCUGGCAGACUGUGGAAGAUUCCUCAAAGACUGCAAGAUUACAAAUGUUCCUUGUAGGCCAUUUGUAUCAUUCAAAGAGGCAUGUUGUCUUAGCAGUAUAUUUGAAAAUGUUUCCUUCCCACCAAGAAUAAUAAUGGAAGAGUUGAUAAUCAAGUCACCGCUUGUACCAGCUAUUAUGAUUCCAGCAUGGAUGAAAGCUCUUGAUCUAUUGACUGCUAAAAGGUGGGGCUCGACUUUAACAGUGCUUCUGCCAAUCAUGGAGUGCUCUUUGCGUUGUCUCUUUGCAUAUGCUAAUGAAAUGCCGAAAAGAGUUUUAACGGCUGAAAAUUCUACAUUAUAUAUAACUUUGAAUGAGAUUCUCGAUCCUUGUAUCUGUGAAUCAAAUUAUGAUUUUGUAGAAUAUGGAAAACUUAAUCAGAGUACAAAGAAAUCUUAUGCCAGUAUCAAUUUAUUAUGUAGAAUCAAUGAGAAUAACACCAGUGCUCCCUUUAAACAUGGAACUGUGUCACAUAUAUCUGCUUCAGCAAGAAAGUUAUCAAAUACUAAUCAUACUUUGCUCAUUAUUGGCAAAAAGCUCAAUGAAGCACUUCAGGAUCUUCUGAAUUUUGUGCAAGGUCCUCGUGUACGAGAUCGAAUAAGCCAUGGUGAGGUUCAACUAGAAGAGUUACCACAAAAUAUAGCUCAGAGUACUAUGUACCUCUGUCUGCUUGUAUUGAGCCUUGGUAGCUGGAGGUCUAAAAUGCAAAGAACAAGUACUUGCAGUCAAAUGAAAUGUAGCCAUUACAAUAUUGACUGUGUUAAUUUGGUAGAUCCUGUAACUGAUGAUUUGUACUGUUAUCUAAAAGAUAUGUACAUCAAAAGGGAUACAGAUGAUAAUGAAAUUAAGAAAUGCACUAAUAGUAUGUUGGAAUCUCUUUCUGUAAUUGAAGCAUCAGAAAACUUAAUUGUUUUAUUAACAAAGCUAAGUGGAUGCAUUGAGAAGUAUAAAAGCAUUUAUCACCCAAGUGCCAUACUUCAAGAUCAACUUGUCUCCUCAGUGUCUCAGCUAAAGAACUGGUUAACAUGGGAAAGAGUGGACUUUGAAGAGCUGGGUUAUGAUGACUGGAAAAAUAAAAACAGUUCAGAGUUACCAGAGAUGGUAUCUAUACCUUCUGUUGACAGUAAGCAUGAAGUCAAAAGCCUUGAUCAAAUUAAAGAUUUUCUUUCUCAUAUUUGCAAUGUCAGUUAUGAAGUCCUCUACAGACCAAAGCCAGAGCUUGAGGUAGUAUCUGUCCUUCAGAGAGUUGCUUCAAGUGUCCAGUCAGCUCUUGCCAAUAUUUGUAAAAGUCUUUCUAUCAGAUAUGUGCAAUAUAUAAACAAAAAACUACGAUCAAGACAGAGAGAGACAUACCGCAGACAGUUAAAUGCAAUUCCAGCAAUAGUACUCAACAUUUAUCUCGCCUUGCAAAUUAUUUAUGUGGUAUUCUUUUCUAUAAAUAGAGUUUCUUAUCUUAGCAAGCCAUGCUUUACUAAUCUACUCAGUGUGUUGAAAUCAAUGCUGAAAUUUCAGGAAAAUAUAGCAUCGCAAACCAACCUCAAUACUAACCGUUGGGAUGAAGCUUUAUCACUCUCUCUCAAAAGCAUUACAACAAUCAAAAAAUAUUUUUCAGGUUAGAAAUGACUUGCACAAUUGUAUUGAAUUUUUAUUUUUAAUAUGGGUCAUGUGGAUAUACUGUUAGGAACGGACCAUUUUAAUUAAUAGUGCUCGAGACUAAUACCCAUUCCUUUUUAUUACUAAAAGGAAUGGGUAAUAAUUCUAAAAGCACCCUCAAGUAAGAGUGUUACACUCUUACUAGAGUAUUACAAAUGUGUGUUAAGAGGUGGUAGCUCCUCUGUUCCUGUGGGGAGGAAUACUUGCCUGGUUUGAGGAUGAAGGAAUUUGAUGUGGAUCAUUUAUAGUGGUAGACUGUUUGCAUGAUAAAAUUUGUUUCAUUUCACACAAAAUUUAGGAGAUUAGUUUAUUUAAAUUUGAUUUCAUUUGAAUUUAGGUUAUCCAGCUAAUUGUUGAAUGUUUAGGUUUAGAUUUAAUUUGACUAUUCUUUCAAUUCAAGUGACCUGCCACUUGGCUGCUCAUGCACCCUGCAUGAACAUAUAUGGCACACCAGACAAACAUAAAAGAAUCUACGAUCUUUAAGUUGCUCUUCAAUCACUUUACGUGUACUGAAAGUAGGAAUUUAUAAAAUUACAGUACUCCCCUACUUGAACCAAUAUUGAAGGAAACCCAUGUGUGUACCAUUAUAUCUGUAUAUACUGUCUGCUUUUGGUAUCUAAUCAAGGGUUUCUUAAAACCUAGGGACAAGUAAUGUAGAUUGAUGAUUGAAGCAUCUUUCCUAAUGACACUACGGUAUAUAUUUACUGUCUAGCAUCCUUAGUAUUCAUGAUGCUCCUCUCCUGGUAGUCUUUUUUAAGCCAAGAAAUUUAUAUUUAACUUCUACCCACUAUAUUCUACCCACUUCAAGACUCCGCACCAAUAUAGAAGCAUCAAGAAAUAUGGGCUAAUAGGCCCUUUGCAGUUACUUCCAUUCUUCCCUUUAAUUUACCCUAUUUAUACCCAUUGUUUCG